Molecule: messenger RNA, 2195 nt
Organism: Saprolegnia parasitica CBS 223.65
Lineage: Eukaryota; Oomycota; Saprolegniomycetes; Saprolegniales; Saprolegniaceae
Exons: 6
Coding region: 20-1615 (531 amino acids)
Source: RefSeq, a predicted model, not a curated record
UACGAUCUUUUGAAGAGCCAUGAGCAGCAUGGACGAGGUCUGGGCCGCGAUGAAGCGCGAGAACGACGUCCGCCCCGUGGCCUUCCGCGCCAAGCCCCCGAAAGAUGCUCCGAGCACGAAGGCCAAGAAGGCCAAGAAGCCGCUUACGGCCAUGGCGAUGGCGAAAGAAGAUGCAGCUCGGUCCAUCGAGGUCACGACGGCCGACGAGACAAGCCGUGACGGCGACCUCGACGAGCUCGGCGACGACGUGGCCGCCAUGACGCUCACGGCCGACGACAUCCUCAUCAAACACCAGCGCGAUCUCAACUGCCUCAGCGACGAGCAACAAGGCGUGCGCAAGCGGGCGAUAUCGGUGCUAUCGGCCGUCGUCGCGGCCGCGCCGCCCUCAAUCCUCCCCGCACUCUUCCCGUCCUUUGCCAAGCCGCUCUUCAAGCGCUUCAACGAUCCCGUCGAGAAGGUGCGCGAUACGAGCAUCCAGCUCACGACCACGUUCCUCUUACACCACGACAACCUGCUUCCGAUCCUGCCGUACCUCAUGCCAGCCGUCGUCACGCGCCUCGGUAGUCCAUGGAGCUUUGACGAAAAGCUCCAAGUGUUUAUCGCGAGCGAGACACUGCGAGCUGCCCACGAGCGCGGUCGCAUCUUCGUCCCCGAGGCUGACGUCGGCCCGUACAAGAAGCCACGCGAACCCUCCGAGGAAGUCCGCGGUCACUUGAUCACGCUCCUGCACACGCUGCUCGAGGUGCUCUUUGCACAGCAAGCGUCGUCGCUUCUCAACGCGUACGUCUACGACAUCCUCUGUGUUCUCGUCCUCGGCGUCCACGACCACUGCCCGGACGUUGCGAUCCGCUCGUGUGACGCGCUGGUGCCCCUGUCGCACAACAUGGUCUCGGUGCUUAAGCACUUUAGCGUCGCGUUGGUUCGCGCGUGCAAGCACUUGCUCGAACACCGCAUGGCGCGUGUCCGCGUCGCCGCCAUGCGCUGCAUCCGAGACCUCGUCAUGGUGCCCAACGUCGAGAAAUGCAAGGGCAGUGGCACCGAAGCGAUCGCCGACCUUGUCGCGUACCAAGACGAAAACAUCAUCCCGGUCUCGGCCUUUUACACGCACGAGGUCAAGGUCAAUGUCUUCGCCAAGCUCGACCAAGACGCCAACGUUAGCGUCCGACGCGCGUUCUACGAGACCAUCAUGGCGUGGCUCACGCACCUCCCGGACCGGUACGACCACGAGCCGCGACUCAUGCCCUACUUGCUAAGUGCGGUUGCGGACGAGUGCGCCGAGAUCUCACAACUAGCCAUGGCGACGAUCGAGGCUUUGGGCAAGCGCUAUGCCUUGGAACACCCGGACGAUGUGAUUGAACGAACGCAGUACGCCGUGGACGGCAGUGCCUUUUGCAACUUUGAGGCGCCGUACCCAUCGCCCUUUCCCGGCCGCCCGAGCCUUGGGACGCGCUUGUACAUUCGCGGUCGUUGCCGUCGGUUCAUCAACACGCUGCUGCGAGAACUCUCGCAUUGGCAAGGCCCCAGCGGAUGCAUGCCGCGCGACUGCUGCUGUGCCUUCUCGUCUACUGCGAAGACACGAUCACGGUCGACUUGCACCACUUGGUGGCGCAUUUGACGGCGAAUUGGCACGAUGUGGAGAUUGCACCGACAUUACGCAUCGUGGGCGAGUGCUGCGGACGCUUUGCGCAGCCGUCGACCUAUGUGCCACUGCUGUUGCCGUACUUGCGUGGCGAGACGCCUGUCUUGCGCCAUCAGCCCGCGAUGGAGCUGCUUGUGACGAUGAUCCAAGGCACGAGUCCCAUGGGCUGUCGUCAGCUGCUGUGUCAACUGCCCGUCUUGACGGAAACGCUCUUGGAUCCAUUCCUUUUCGAGUCCAAGGACCCACAAGUCCGAGACAAGCUUGGCACGCUGGUCGCAGCGGUCGUGACGCUGCUUGACGGGCCCUGGAACUCCCGCACGGAGAGUUGUUUCGAGUACCAAGGUCGUUUGAUUUCCAAAGGUCUGGUCUACGAACGCCUCCAUUCGAUGCUGCUGGUGCUGCCCGUUCCUCCCACGGCUCUCGAGACGCUUCGCGAGAUUGCGGGCCAGAAUGUGUUGCUCGGGCCGACCAUGGACCUCGCCAGCACGUGCUAGCGUCGUAAUUUGAUUCAUUCUAUCUUCUCGAAUGCAGAAACAGUGUAUCGUUUGUUGACGGC